AUUUCAGAACUCGCGUAACACCCAUUAGCCCGAAAUGCCCAACCAGAACUCCGAAGACAGAAAAGAAGCCCCGGAGGACUCGGGUUCAGACGAAGACCCACAAUUACAAACGCCAGGCAAUGGCGUUGCAGCGUACGAGAGACAGAGGCUGUCUAGAAUUGCGGAGAACAGGUCGAGAAUGGAGGCUCUGGGCCUGCCCAAGAUUGCUUCUGCGUUGUGGGGUUCGGCUCAAAAGGUGAGCGAGAAGACGAAGAAGAAUAACAAGAAGAAGAAGGGGAAAGAGAAGGUUGAUGAUGAUGAUGACGACGACGAGGAUUAUAGGCUUGAUAAGGUGGAGGAGGAGGGACUGAGUUCUUCGAGUGGAGAGGAAGAGAAUGAUUAUGAUGAUGAUGACGACUAUUUAGGUGAAACAUCUUCUGGGUCACGUAGAAAGAAGGUGAAGAGUAAAGGUUCAAAACCUAAGAAGAAAGUUCCUGCUCAAACGUGUUUGAGUGAGUCAGAUUACAUUGAUGAUGAUGAUGCACUGAAGCAGGCACUUGCUCUGUCUCUAGAAGGUUCUGCUGGAGUUUCAGGUGUGGUACAUUGCGGGCCUUCGAAAUUCUCUGAAGCUGAUGUAGGGAAUGCUAGUCUUAAUAAAAAUAAGGGAAAUACUCGCGUUCAGGAAGAUACAGGAAGGCGGAAGAGAAAAAAAUCGCAGUUUGCUAGUCGGUUGCAAAUGACUGAAGAUGAACUGGUCGUGCACUUCUUUCAGUUUGAUGCUGAGUGGAAGGGGAGCAUAACUAUGAGGGAUAUAGAAAGAGUAGCAAUGGCUCAUGAUUUUGUGUGGACUGAGAAGGAGUUGGCUGAUAUGAUCCGAUGCUUUGAUAGUGAUGGAGAUGGGAAGCUAAGUCUCGAUGAUUUUAGAAAGAUUGCCGGUCGAUGCAACAUGAUAAAAGGCCCUGAAAAUUCUUGACAGGUUCAAAGUAUUAACAAUCCAGUUGUACAGAUCAAUUUUCCAGGCAAGUAGCUUUUUCAAGCCCACCAACAUAUCAUGCUCUGGAACCAAUCUGCAAUGAUUUAAUCUUGUUUCCAGGAUUUUUUUUUGUUGGUUUUAAGUAUUAGCUAGUGAUAUUUUCUUUGAUUGUCGAGCUGGGAUGAUUAUCAUAAUUAUAUGAAGGCUAAUGGUUCUAGGAUAA
Messenger RNA from Alnus glutinosa, 1175 nucleotides. RefSeq lists its product as uncharacterized. Bases 35 to 952 code for a protein of 305 amino acids. The record is from RefSeq and is a predicted model, not a curated record. NCBI's taxonomy places the organism in Eukaryota, Viridiplantae, Streptophyta, Magnoliopsida, Fagales, Betulaceae. The transcript is spliced from 7 exons. Gene Ontology annotation, molecular function: calcium ion binding.